AUGCGCUUAAUUACUUCCACUUUAUACUCUUCGCUUCUUUAUGGAGCUUUUGCUCUCAAUGUGGGCCCAGGAUACAAUCAUGCUAUAGAAGAUCUCGACGUCGAUCUUCCCUUCUCUCAACCUGUCACAUUUGCGCACCUAGAAUGGCAACGAUGCCUCGCAGCCUCGCAUGACAAGCCUCUCGAUAUCGCGCUGCUAGGUUUCCCCUACGAUACUUCAACCUCAUAUCGCCCCGGAGCCCGAUUCGGUCCACGAGGCAUUCGAGCAGGAUCCGCCCGAGAGAAAAAAGGUCGCAGCUACAAUACUGUUUAUGGCGUAGAUCCAUACGACGAGGGUUUAGAGAUCAUCGACUGCGGCGAUAUCCCAAUCACGCCUUUCGAUGCUGCACAUGCUUUCAAGCAAAUGGAACAGGGAUACAGACAGGUACUAUAUCAUCCUACUUCUGAUGGGAACUCAUGGGAGCACCCUCGCAUUGUCAGUUUGGGAGGUGAUCACUCGAUUGUUUUGCCGAUUUUGCGAUCAUUGAAAACUGUCUACGGACCAAUUUCUGUUAUUCAUCUAGAUUCGCAUCUUGAUACAUGGGAUCCUUAUGAGGGCUAUACUGGCAUUGCGUCCAACCAGUCGGCGAUCACUCAUGGAACAUUCUUCUGGCAUGCCAGUCGAGAGGGUUGUAUCAGCAAGGGGACUAGUGUUCAUGGUGGAUUGAGAACGAAACUUUUCGGCUCUAAGGAUUAUGAGAUUGAUCAAAGUGUCGGAUUCACAAUCAUCGAAGCGCACGAGAUCGAUGACAUUGGCAUAUCUGGAAUUAUUGAGAAAAUUCGCAAUACUGUGAAAGACACACCCACUUAUCUUUCCAUUGAUAUUGAUGUUCUCGAUCCGAGCAUCGCCCCUGCUACCGGAACACCAGAAUCAGGUGGCUGGACCACUCGUGAAUUGAAAAGAUUAAUCAAGGGUCUCGAGGGUGUGAAUCUGGUUGGUGCGGAUGUUGUCGAAGUCAGUCCGCCGUAUGACACCGUCGCCGAAACGACGUCCGUUGCUGCAGCAGAUUUGAUUGUUGAUAUUCUUGCAUCGAUGGUCAAGGUGAAGGAAGGACCCAAGAUGAAGACAACAAAGGAUGAGCUUUGA
This is a messenger RNA of Penicillium antarcticum, 1125 nucleotides long. Its product is annotated as agmatinase. The record is from RefSeq and is a predicted model, not a curated record. NCBI's taxonomy places the organism in Eukaryota, Fungi, Ascomycota, Eurotiomycetes, Eurotiales, Aspergillaceae. The coding region runs from base 1 to 1125 and encodes 374 amino acids. The transcript is spliced from 7 exons. Gene Ontology annotation, molecular function: agmatinase activity; metal ion binding.